UCCCUCCAUGCCGCCAUGGCCCCCCGCGCCCCCCGCGCCCCCCGCGCCCUGGCCCUGCUGCUGGCGAUCGGCGCCCUCGCAUCCGCGUGGCCCCCCCAAAACUCCAGCGUUGGCGAGGGGAGAGCCUGGGAGGGCUCGUUGGAGAGCAGCCCCCCGAAAUGGGACCCGGCGAGUGGAGACGCCCCGGGGGGACCCAGCAACAGCACGAGCGGCGGCGGGGCCGCGGCAGGACCCCAGCUAGAGCCCCCCGGGGGGGACACGGCCACCACGGAGCCGUCGGAGGGCGAGGCCAGCGCCGUGCCCCCCCGAGCCGUCACCUGGCCCGGGGCCGGGGGCACGGUGCCGGUGGCCCUCGGCAGCCCCGAGGAGCCGGGCAGCGGUGAUCGGCCCACGCCGGCCGCCCCGCCCGGCCCGGGGGGCUCCGGGGGGCUCCCGGCCGCGCUGCCGAGCCCCCCCGAGCCCGGCGAGCCCGGCCCCGUGGCCGCCGCCGGGGGGGACUCGGGGGGUCCCCCGGAGCUCCGGGCCGCCGCCCCCAGCCCGGCCCCGGCGCAGGGCGCCCGCGGCUGGACCGACCUGACGUGGCUGCGGGAGCCCGGCACCGCCGCCACCGGCCCGCCCGAGGCGCCGGCCGAGCGGACGGGCUCCGACAUCAUCGACGUCGACUACUACGAGCUGUUCGAGGGCGGCGAGGGACCGGGGCGCUUCCCCGGGGGCGGCCGGGGCGCGGCGGGCCCGGCGCGGCGGCGGGAGCCCGAGGGGGCGGCCACGCCCUGGGCUCUCCACGAGCUCUACGACGACUUCACGCCCUUCGACGACGCGGAUUUCUACCCCACCACCUCCUUCUACGCCGACGGGGACGACGAGGACGAGCUGGAGGACGACGAGGAGGACGACGAGGAGGAAGCCGGGGGCCUGGAGGACGAGAACGGCUACCGGCCGCCCGCCUCGGCCGCGCCCGGCCCGCGGGACCCCCGGCCCACCGGGCACCGCGCCGCGGCCCCGCCGCCGCCGGCCGGGGGCGGCCCCACGGGCUGGCCGCGGCCCGGGGAGCGGGGCCCGCCCGACAACGGCUCCGAGUGCCGGAGCGGCUACGUGCGGCACAACAGCUCCUGCCGCUCCCUCUGCGACCUCGUCCCCAGCUACUGCCACAACGGCGGCCAGUGCUACCUGGUGGAGAGCCACGGGGCCUUCUGCCGGUGCAACACGCAGGACUACACGUGGCACAAGGGCACACGCUGCGAGUCCAUCGUCACCGACUUCCAGGUGAUGUGCGUGGCCGUGGGCUCGGCCGCGCUCGUGGUGCUGCUGCUCUUCAUGCUCACCGUGUUCUUCGCCAAGAAGCUCUACCUGCUCAAGACGGAGAACAGCAAACUGCGCAAGACCAAAUACCGCACCCCGUCCGAGCUGCACAACGACAACUUCUCCCUGUCCACCAUCGCCGAGGGCUCCCACCCCAACGACGAUCCCAGCGCUCCCCACAAGCUGCAGGACUCGCUGAAGUCCUGCCUGAAGGACGAGGAGCCGUUCAACAUCCACAACUCGACGUCGCCCAAGCACGAGGGCGGCAAAGGGGAGCAGGACGCGGGGGAGCCCAACUGCCUCCAGAACAACCUGACGUGAGCGGCGGGUCGGGCCGGCGGGGCCGGAGCCGGGCGCCCCCGGCCGCAGCUCUCCCCCGGCCCGCCUCCCUUCCCGCUCCGUGGCAUGCUUUGGUGUGGUUUGUACCGAGGAAAACAAAAGUUCCAGUCAUAA
This is a messenger RNA of Lonchura striata (white-rumped munia), 1752 nucleotides long. The record is from RefSeq and is a predicted model, not a curated record. Lineage: Eukaryota; Metazoa; Chordata; Aves; Passeriformes; Estrildidae.